Molecule: messenger RNA, 1853 nt
Organism: Scleropages formosus (Asian bonytongue)
Lineage: Eukaryota; Metazoa; Chordata; Actinopteri; Osteoglossiformes; Osteoglossidae
Product: monoacylglycerol lipase ABHD12-like
Exons: 14
Coding region: 89-1165 (358 amino acids)
Biological process (GO): monoacylglycerol catabolic process; phosphatidylserine catabolic process
Cellular component (GO): endoplasmic reticulum membrane
Molecular function (GO): monoacylglycerol lipase activity; phosphatidylcholine lysophospholipase A1 activity
Source: RefSeq, a predicted model, not a curated record
UCAGAAUUAAACGUAUGAGGACAGGGAAGUUGAAUGAUCGUAGAGGUUUCACGUCGCCUGCUUCCGAAAAUAUUACCAACAUUUAAGGAUGAAAAGGAGAUAUAAUAACCGCAAGCCAAAGAAUGCUGGGGAUUCAGCUCGAAAAGUUGAGCUUGAAAAGGAGGAAAUAAAGAAAUGUUCGAGCGUGGUUAAAAACAAGUGGCUACUGAGAGUCGGAACGGCUUUUCUUGCACUCUUCAUCGUCUACCUCUCCGUGCCAUUCGUGCUCUACUGCUUCCCUUGGAUCGUGGGUCAUCUCGUCUAUUCCCAUUCCUUCAGGAUUCCCUUUGUGGAUCUCAGUCAUCCAGAGGAUUUCUCACUAAAUCACACAGUUAAUUUCUAUCUCACACCAGAGGAAGGUAUCACAGUUGGUGUGUGGCAGACUGUCCCAGAUAACCAGUGGCAAAAAGCACAGGGAAAAGACCUUGAAUGGUACAAGGAGUCCCUUAAAGAUAGCACCCCUGUCAUUGUCUAUCUCCAUGGCAACAUGGGGACCAGGGCGCUAAGUCACAGAGUUGAGCUCAUAAAGGUGUUGAGUGCUGCUGGGUUCAAUGUUCUUACUAUGGACUACAGAGGUUACGGGGAUUCUACAGGGCAGCCCAGUGAGGCUGGUAUGACUGCAGACGCUGUCUACCUGUAUCGUUGGGUAAAAGCAUACAGUGGCAGCAGCUCAGUGUGUCUCUGGGGGCACUCCCUUGGCUCUGGGGUGGCCACCAACGCUGCACUUAAACUACAGAGUGAUGGGUUUCCCGUUGAUUGCGUGAUUCUUGAGGCUCCCUUCACAAAUAUUUAUGAGGAGGCUGCCGCUCGCAAUAUGGUUUACUGGAUGUUUCCGGGAUUUGAAAACUUCAUCCGCUAUACUUUGGCUCUGAACAAUUUGAGCUUCCCUAAUGAUGAAAACUUGAAGACAUUAAGGAGCCACCUUCUGCUCUUGCAUGCAGAGGAUGACAAUAUUGUACCUUUCCACAUGAGUCAGAAGUUGUACCAUAUUGCAAAGGACGCCAAGAACAAGCAUGUCAGAAUGGAGACUUACACUCAGUCUUUGGGUUACUCUCAUAAUGGCAUCUACAGGGAUCCUCAGUUGUCCAGAAAAAUCUGGCAGUUUCUGCAGCUGCUGCAGAAGUAACAAGGGGGCUCCCAGUGAGGAGAGAGCGAGACAAGAGAGGAGGAGGAAGCACACAGCAGACGCACGCCUGAUCAUCGUUUCCAAACCCCGCACACGCCCGCACCUUCAUUCCCGAGCCCCACGACGACACCGCAGUCCCCAAAGUCCCGUUCCCGGUGCCCCCGUUCCCCCCCCCCCAUCCUCUGUCCUUGCAUCUGAGUGAAUAAAAGGAGGACGAGCACUCACCUGAGCCGGCCUCUGUCUGUUGCACUGGAAUUAAUGAUAAUGACUUCUAUUAAUGACCAGAAGUAAAGCAUCAUGAGUGUAGAUGGAUCUGGAAAAAGGCUCUCCCUGACAACAUGUACUGAGAAUGAUUUAACACAGUAAACAAACCCUGACAUUUUAACUAAAUACAGGUACAUCCUGGUAGCCAAUCUCCUAGUUUACAGACUUUUGGGAUAAUGGCUUUAGAAAAGUUGUACCCAUGUUUGGUAUAUGUACCAACUCCUCAUAAUUAAACUUUUUUGGAUGUUUAAGCAUGUAUGAUAAGCUAUGGGAAAUGUUUCCCUCGUCUUUUUUUUUUUUUAAAUUUCUUUAAAUUUUUUUUGUUCAUAUAUUUGUCUGCAUUUAAGAUGGGUCUGAGGACUCGCCCAUUUCAGACUCACUUCUCUGAUCUCGUAAGUGCGUGAUAAACAUGUACGUAUGUGUC